UUUAUGUGUCCUCGCAGUCAGGAGGUUUGGAAAGGCCCCAGGGGGGCCCAUCUCAAGGAUACUUCGGCCUAGGAUUAGCCUAGGCACCCGGGGCGAUACCGGGAAGGUUCUUGGUUACCUGUUUGCUCCCUCCCUCACAUGGGACAGCUUUGGUAUGUCCCCAUGGUUCCUGUGUCCCCCAGGACGUAUGAGAAAAAGGGAUUUAUUACUUACCGUUAAAUCCUUUUCUCUCUAGUCCUAUGGGGGACACAGGACUUCCCACCCAAAACAGGUAUACCUUCCCUUCAGCCAUUUAUAGAUGUGUGUUUUUUUCCUAUUAUAUACACUUAUGUCAGUUGGGUGUUUUUUUUUUUGGCUGCUCGGUUUUUCUUGGUACAUAACUGAGUAGGUGGAGGCGGAGGUAAGCUAUAUAGAGGGGAGGAUCCCUCCUCCUCUUCUUUUCUUUGUGUCCUGCCUCCUGAUGGGAGGGGAUUUAACCCCAUGGUUCCUGUGUCCCCCAUAGGACUAGAGAGAAAAGGAUUUAACGGUUUGGUAGCAUAUGUAUUUCGGGAAAUCUCAAACCAGACAAAAGCUUAAUUUCAAAUCCACUACCAGGAUGGAUGGGAGAUGACAAGAGCACUGUAUGUCUAACACAUUCUUCUUUACAGAAGCUUGAAAGGAUUUUCAAGAUGGCGUCAGCUUCCACCAGAAAAGAGGGUAACCUUGAAGAUGCUUGGGCUGAUGAUGAAGAAGAAGAAGAGGAGCAGUUAGUGAUGGUUGAAUUGACAGGAAUUAUUGAUUCAGACAUUUUGAAAAAGUGUGAUAAGAAAUGCAAGAUUUUGGGAAUUAAUACUGAAAAGCCUUUCCUUCAAGUUGAUACAUAUGUGUUUGCUGGAGAGUAUGAAGAUGCCCUUGGUACAUGUGUGAUCUUUGAAGAGGACCCAGAUAAUGUUGAUGAAGACGAUAAAAAACCAAAGUUAAAGUACAAGUGUCAUACAGUGAAAAAACUAAAUAUGACAAGAACAUUUUUAACAGAAAAGAAAGAAGGCGACGAAGGAGGUGGUAGGAUUGAAUGGUUCCAUAUCAAAGAUGGUAGUUCUUCCAGUUGGCCCACUAUGAUAUGCAGCUUUGCACAAGAAAAUGAGGAAGCAGAAGAUGGAGGGGAUGAUUCUCAGAGUGAUGAAGAGCAAGAACUAAAUGGGUCAAAUGAGGACAGUGGACAUCUGGUCCACAAUUUUGUAAUGGAUAAACAGGAUACUGAAAUGAAAGAAAAGCAUGGAAAUGAAACACAGGGGAUGCUGGAACUGGGCAAGGAAGAAAGACAGGGAUUUGAAUUGCAAGAAAAGCAGGUACCAGAGAAGAAAGAGAGGCAGAAUUCUGAACCUGAAGGAAAUCUGGAAUCUGAUAAGCAUGAAAUGCAGGACUCGGAAUCCGAAGGAAAGCUGGAAUCUAACGAGCAGGAAAGGCAGGACUCGGAAUCUGAAAGAAAGCUUCAAUCUAAUGAACAGGAAAGACAGGACUCUGAAUGUAUAGGAAAACUGCAAUCUAAUGAUCAGGAAGGGUAGAACUCUGAAUCUGAAGGACAGCUGCAGUCUAAUGAGCACGAAAGGUAGGACUCUGAAUCUAACAGAAAGCUGCAAUCUAAUAAGCAGGAAGGGCAGGACUCUGAAUCUGAAGGAAAGUCGGAAUCCAGAAAGGAUGAAAGCCAAGGCUGUACAUUGGAAGAGAUGCUUCAUACAUUCAUUUCUUUUGCAGUUGUAAAUAACCAUUUUGUACAGUGACAUUUUACCUGAAGCAACCCUUCGGAAUGUAAUAUUUUUUCUUCUGUAUUUUAUAACCUUCCAAACAUUUGUCUUCAAUAAAAGUUAUUUGGUAAAUAGA
This is a messenger RNA of Xenopus laevis (African clawed frog), 1860 nucleotides long. RefSeq names its product general transcription factor IIIC subunit 6 L homeolog (gene gtf3c6.L). Gene Ontology annotation, biological process: transcription by RNA polymerase III. The coding region runs from base 600 to 1544 and encodes 314 amino acids. Gene Ontology annotation, cellular component: nucleus; transcription factor TFIIIC complex. The record is from RefSeq and is a predicted model, not a curated record. The transcript has 7 exons. Lineage: Eukaryota; Metazoa; Chordata; Amphibia; Anura; Pipidae.